This is a messenger RNA of Protobothrops mucrosquamatus (brown spotted pit viper), 1833 nucleotides long. It is a transcript of the gene EFEMP2, whose product is annotated as EGF containing fibulin extracellular matrix protein 2. The record is from RefSeq and is a predicted model, not a curated record. The transcript is spliced from 12 exons. Lineage: Eukaryota; Metazoa; Chordata; Lepidosauria; Squamata; Viperidae. Bases 118 to 1446 code for a protein of 442 amino acids. Gene Ontology annotation, molecular function: calcium ion binding.
ACCCUCCCGUCACUUCUCUCUCGCUCUCCACGCCCGGCCAGAAUUGGGGGUGUUCGCCGGAGACGGAAAGAAAGGGGUGCCAGAGACCGUGCCAAGCGCUUGUCAAAGGGUGUGAAAAUGAAGGUGGUUUCCUGCGUCUUCCUGGCCUCUCUGCUGAAAGCUGCAUUUACACAAGAGGACCCCAAUACUUACACGGAAUGCACGGACGGCUAUCAGUGGGACUCCGAAACCCAGCACUGCAAAGACAUUAACGAAUGCGAGACCAUCCACCACGCUUGUAAAGGGGAGAUGAAAUGCAUCAACCAUUAUGGGGGGUACCUCUGCCUCCCGCGUUCCGCUUCGGUCAUCAACGACGUCAACGCCGAACGAGCCCCUCUGGACAGCCCCCCCAGGCAUAGACCUCGCCUGCCGCCCCAGCCCUCCGUCCGACCUCACACUUGUGCCCAGGGUUACGAGCCUGACCGGCAUGGAUCGUGCGUGGACCUGGAUGAGUGUGAAUAUGAUUUGCACGACUGCCAGCCCAGCCAGCAGUGCAUCAACACCAUCGGUAGUUUUCACUGCCAGUGCCCAGAGGGCUAUCGGAAGAUCGGCACGGAGUGUGUCGACAUCGACGAAUGCCGUUACCGCUAUUGUCAACACCGUUGCGUCAAUUCCCCUGGAUCUUUCACUUGCCAGUGUGAAUCCGGAUUUCAGCUGGCCAGUAACAACCGCUCGUGUGUGGAUGUGAACGAGUGCGAGAUGGGGGCCCCCUGCAAACAACGCUGCUUCAACACCUACGGCACUUUUAUCUGCCGUUGCAACCAAGGAUACGAACUGGACCACGAUGGCUUUACCUGCAAAGACGUGGACGAAUGCGGCUAUUCGAAUUACUUGUGUCAACACCAAUGUGUGAACAAACCCGGUCACUUCUCCUGCGUUUGUCCUCAAGGUUACAACCUCGUGAACACCCGGCUUUGCCAAGACAUUAACGAAUGUGAGUCAGGCAGCCAUCAGUGCACGGAGUCCCAGAACUGUGUGAACUUUCACGGCGGGUAUCGGUGCGUGGAGAAGAAACUCUGUCAAGAACCCUACAUCCACGUCUCUGAAAACCGCUGUCUUUGCCCGACCACAAACCCCCUUUGUCGCGAUAAACCAUCCUCCGUUAUCUACCGGUAUAUGAGCAUCUUGGCUGAUCGGCCAGUGCCCUCGGACAUUUUCCAGAUUCAGGCUACCACCUUCUACCCAGGAGCUUACAACACCUUCCAGAUCCGCUCAGGCAACGAGGAUGGAGAAUUUUACAUCCGGCAAAUCAGCAACAUCAGUGCCAUGUUGGUGCUGUCUCGGGCGGUGUUGGGUCCCCGUGAGUUUGUGCUGGAUUUAGAGAUGGUCACCAUCAAUAAUCUGAUGAGCUACCAAGCCAGCUCGGUGCUCCGCCUCACCGUCUUCGUGGGGGCUCAUCCGUUCUAGUGGGGGCAGAUCUCCUCCCCUUACCUGGCGUGGCAAGGAAGGGGAAACGUCUGUCCAAGGUGGAGGAACGACCCAACAACGAAAGGACACAACUGCUGCUGCUGCUGAAAAAAAAAAUAUGGAAGUUUGACGGUCCCACGGUCUUCCCCACCCACUGUCUACCAGAAUCACCAAUUGCCAGAACUGGACGAGUCCCUCAGAACCAGACCCUUAGCUUAAAAGAUGUUUGUGGCCAUCCUGGACCCAAUCCACCCUUCCUGAGCAUCGCUUCUUGAUCCGUAACGCCGGCCAAUAACGCCACCUUGUCUGCAUAAGGAUAGAAGGACCCAUCCCUGCACUUGGCAUGGAGAGAGGACAUUUGAACCUUUUAGUAGAAGUUCCAUUUUU